Messenger RNA from Cokeromyces recurvatus, 1166 nucleotides. RefSeq names its product WD40-repeat-containing domain protein. The transcript is spliced from 3 exons. Gene Ontology annotation, cellular component: cytoplasm; eukaryotic translation initiation factor 3 complex, eIF3m. Lineage: Eukaryota; Fungi; Mucoromycota; Mucoromycetes; Mucorales; Mucoraceae. The coding region runs from base 65 to 1048 and encodes 327 amino acids. Gene Ontology annotation, molecular function: protein binding; RNA binding; translation initiation factor activity. Gene Ontology annotation, biological process: cytoplasmic translational initiation. The record is from RefSeq and is a predicted model, not a curated record.
AAUAGAAUUUUUUUUAUUUUUUGUUUUUUUUUAUUGCAAACCACUAGCCUAAUAAUUAUUAACAAUGAGACCCAUCUUGCUUCAAGGACAUACCAGAUCUUUAACUCAAAUUAAAUAUAACAGAGAAGGCGAUUUGCUUUUCUCUGUUUCUAAGGAUAAAGUAGCUAAUGUAUGGUAUUCUCAUAAUGGUGAACGUCUUGGUACAUAUACUGGUCAUCUUGGUGCAAUCUGGACUAUUGAUGUCAAUGGUGAUUCAACUUUACUUGUUACAGGUUCUGCUGAUAAUACUUGCAAACUUUGGGAAGUUCAAACUGGUCGUUGUUUAAAAACUUGGGAAUUCGAGACUGCUGUUAAGCGUGUCGAAUUUAGCCAAGAUAAUUCUAUGAUUCUAUGCGUUACAGAAGAGCGUAUGGGCUUCUCUGGUACAGUUACUGUUUACCCUAUUAAUAGCGAUAUUAACGGUACCCAAUCUGAUACACCUAUUGUUACUAUUAUUAAUGACGGCAAAAAGGCAGUUGUUGCUGGUUGGUCUUGCUUGGAUAAGUAUAUUAUUACUGGUCAUGAAGAUGGUACUGUUUGCCAAUGGGAUUGGAAGUCAAAUAAAAAGAUUAACUCUAUUCGUGCUCAUGAAGAUGUUAUACAUGAUAUGCAAUUCAGCCCCGAUCGUACAUACUUUAUUACUGCCUCUAAAGAUAAGAGCGCAAGAAUUAUUGAUUCCCUUACUUUAGACAUUAAGAAAACUUAUACUGCUGAUACACCUCUCAACUCAGCUUCUAUUACUCCUAAGCAUCAAGAAUUUGUUAUCUUGGGUGGUGGUCAAGAAGCUAUGAGUGUCACAACUACUUCUGCUAGACAAGGUAAAUUUGAAAGUAGAUUCUAUCACAAGAUCCUUGAAGAAGAAGUUGGACGCGUUAGAGGACAUUUCGGUCCUAUUAAUACACUUGCUGUUCAUCCUGAUGGCACUAGUUAUUCAAGUGGUGGUGAAGAUGGUUAUGUUCGUGUUCAUCAUUUUGAUCCUGAAUAUUUCACCUUUAAACUCGAAAUUUAAACUUGUCAUAUAAUAUAUAUACAAAUAGGUAGAAAAUAAAAUAUCAAAAAGGAAAAAAAAAGUAAUUUAUUGCAAUGUAAUUUUUUAUUUCUAUUAUGGAUUUGUUGAUUCUAUUGUU